Messenger RNA from Saccharomycodes ludwigii, 279 nucleotides. RefSeq names its product U4/U6-U5 snRNP complex subunit LSM6 (gene LSM6). Bases 1 to 279 code for a protein of 92 amino acids. NCBI's taxonomy places the organism in Eukaryota, Fungi, Ascomycota, Saccharomycetes, Saccharomycodales, Saccharomycodaceae. The record is from RefSeq and is a predicted model, not a curated record. Gene Ontology annotation, molecular function: RNA binding. Gene Ontology annotation, biological process: mRNA splicing, via spliceosome; maturation of SSU-rRNA. The transcript has a single exon. Gene Ontology annotation, cellular component: U4/U6 x U5 tri-snRNP complex; sno(s)RNA-containing ribonucleoprotein complex; U6 snRNP.
AUGUCCUCUAAAAAUUCCACCACUUCCAUUACGACAAUAAACGACAAUGAAUCUGCUGCUUCUCAUUUUUUGGCAAACAUCAUAGGGAAAACUGUCAAUGUUAAAUUAAAUUCGGGUUUAUUAUACACCGGUUUAUUAGUCUCAAUAGAUGGCUUUAUGAAUGUCGCAUUGGCGCAAGCAACGGAGUGUUACGAGCAUAGCAAGAAUGGUGCCUUAGGUCAAUAUAACAACGAUAUAUUCCUAAGAGGUACCCAAGUUACAUACAUUGGUGAAGCCUGA